Cygnus atratus (black swan) is the source of this 9623-nucleotide messenger RNA. RefSeq names its product ribosomal protein S6 kinase A2 (gene RPS6KA2). The transcript is spliced from 21 exons. The coding region runs from base 410 to 2611 and encodes 733 amino acids. The record is from RefSeq and is a predicted model, not a curated record. Lineage: Eukaryota; Metazoa; Chordata; Aves; Anseriformes; Anatidae. Gene Ontology annotation, molecular function: ATP binding; magnesium ion binding; ribosomal protein S6 kinase activity. Gene Ontology annotation, biological process: intracellular signal transduction; protein phosphorylation.
ACAGACGCAUCUAAUAUUUAUCUCAAACCUGCUACGCCUGGGACUGGGGAGCUGUCAUCUGCCGGAGCUGAUUAUGCAUGCAGUGGCAGCAGAGCCUGAUUGGGUGUAGUAGGACCUAAGGCGACGGGGAGAGGGAGUGGGGAGAGAGUUGGGCUUGCAGCACCGAAAUGUAAACAGUGGGAAGGCAGACGGACGGAGUGUAACGCCUUUCGGCAGCGAGCAGCGCACUGCACGCGCUAAGGGCAGCGCACCUCUCACCCAUCUAGCCGAGCCCGGCUGGAUGAAGAGAAGCGGCAGCUCCAGUGGAUCUCCUCCUGCCUGUGGAUAUAAAUAGGGGGCAAUUGGGAUGUGCUAGCUUCCUCCUGUGCUGCAGCUCCGCUGUGCUCCACACCGGAGCUCAGACGGGGCAAUGGAAAUGAACAUGAAGAAGUUCACGGUGCGGCGGUUCUUCUCCGUCUAUCUCCGCAAGAAGUCUCGGUCGAAGAGCUCGAGCCUAAGUAGAUUUGAGGAAGAAGGUAUAGUGAAGGAAAUAGACAUCAGUCAUCAUGUGAAGGAAGGUUUUGAAAAAGCAGAUCCUUCUCAGUUUGAGCUGCUGAAAGUAUUAGGACAAGGUUCAUAUGGAAAGGUAUUUCUAGUGAGGAAGAUUAAAGGAUCUGAUGCAGGUCAGCUUUAUGCUAUGAAGGUACUUAAGAAAGCAACUCUGAAAGUUCGGGAUCGGGUACGGUCAAAAAUGGAGAGAGAUAUUUUGGCAGAAGUGAAUCAUCCUUUCAUAGUCAAGCUUCAUUAUGCAUUUCAAACAGAGGGGAAGUUGUAUCUAAUACUAGAUUUCCUGCGGGGAGGGGACCUUUUCACAAGACUCUCCAAAGAGGUGAUGUUUACAGAAGAGGAUGUCAAGUUCUACUUAGCUGAGCUGGCCCUGGCUUUAGACCACCUCCAUGGGCUUGGAAUUAUUUACAGGGAUCUGAAACCAGAAAACAUUCUUCUUGAUGAAGAGGGACACAUUAAGAUAACAGAUUUUGGUCUAAGUAAAGAAGCCAUCGACCAUGACAAGAGAGCAUAUUCAUUCUGUGGGACAAUAGAGUAUAUGGCCCCAGAGGUGGUCAACCGCCGAGGACACACGCAGAGUGCUGACUGGUGGUCUUUCGGCGUGCUCAUGUUUGAGAUGCUGACAGGAUCAUUACCGUUCCAGGGUAAAGACAGAAAAGAGACAAUGGCUCUUAUUCUCAAAGCCAAGCUGGGAAUGCCACAGUUCUUGAGCAUAGAAGCCCAGAGCCUGCUGCGAGCCCUCUUCAAAAGGAACCCAUCCAACAGAUUAGGUGCUGGAUUCGAUGGAGUGGAAGAAAUUAAACGUCACCCUUUCUUUGUUACUAUAGACUGGAAUAAACUAUACAGGAAAGAAAUCAAGCCACCUUUCAAGCCUGCAGUGGGACGGCCAGAAGACACCUUUCAUUUUGAUCCAGAGUUCACAUCUCGGACCCCCACAGAUUCCCCAGGUGUUCCUCCAAGUGCCAAUGCUCAUCAUCUUUUCAGAGGGUUCAGCUUUGUUGCCUCUAACUUGGUACAGGAGCCUGCACAGCAAGAUGUGCACAAAAUCACUGUUCAUCCAAUUGUGCAGCAAUUACAUGGGAACAAUAUUCACUUUACAGAUGGAUAUGAGAUCAAGGAGGACAUAGGAAUUGGCUCCUAUUCAGUGUGCAAGAGAUGUGUUCAUAAAGCAACAGAAACAGAGUUUGCGGUGAAGAUAAUUGAUAAGAGUAAGAGAGACCCCUCUGAAGAAAUUGAGAUUCUCUUGCGAUAUGGACAGCAUCCAAACAUCAUUACUCUUAAAGAUGUAUAUGAUGAUGGGAAAUAUGUGUACCUGGUGAUGGAGCUGAUGAGGGGAGGCGAGCUCCUGGACCGCAUUCUUCGGCAGAAGUGUUUCUCAGAACGAGAGGCCAGCGCCGUGCUGUGCACCAUCACCAGGACUGUGGACUACCUGCACUCCCAGGGUGUGGUGCACCGAGAUUUGAAGCCAAGUAAUAUCCUCUACAUGGAUGAGUCAGGAAACCCAGACUCCAUCAGGAUCUGUGACUUCGGCUUUGCCAAGCAACUGAGAGCGGAGAACGGGCUGCUCAUGACUCCCUGCUACACCGCCAACUUUGUCGCCCCUGAGGUCCUUAAACGCCAAGGUUACGAUGCAGCCUGUGACAUCUGGAGCUUGGGGAUCCUGUUGUACACCAUGUUGGCAGGGUUCACUCCUUUUGCAAAUGGACCAGAUGAUACCCCAGAGGAGAUUCUGGCCAGGAUUGGCAGUGGCAAAUAUGCACUUACAGGAGGAAACUGGGAUUCAGUAUCUGACACUGCAAAGGACAUUGUGUCUAAGAUGCUUCACGUAGACCCUCAUCAGCGCCUCACGGCAGUUCAAGUGUUAAGACAUCCGUGGAUAGUGAACAGGGAGUACCUGUCUCAAAACCAACUCAGCAGACAGGACGUUCACCUGGUGAAGGGUGCAAUGGCAGCCACUUACUUCGCUUUAAACCGAACACCUCAGGCACCAAGGCUGGAGCCUGUAUUGUCCUCCAAUCUGGCUCAGCGGAGGGGCAUGAAAAGACUUACCUCAACCAGGUUGUAGCAGUACCCCAAGAGGCCUCUUUGGAAACUCACAGUUUAUUAUUCAACAGAUUCAUCUUUACUUGGUUAGUAGAACUUUUUUGGACACCUUGCAUACGAAAUCACCAGAACUAGCAGAAGCCCAGCAUAAGGCAAAGUUUGCCUUUGCUCCAUUAUUUCUUUUACAUUCCAGCCAGGAUCCUGAGUUUAACAACUUCACGAAGAUGUGCCAACUUUGCUGGUAGCUCUGUUUCCUUACUGAGAUAAAGCCAAAUAAAGUAGACGUGCUCCAUCCUUCCCCCCCUAGGAAAUACUAUUUUUGAGUCUUGAAGAUGUUCCAUGGGAGCAUAGUUUUCAUUUUGUUUCUCAAGAAAAGCACUUUUUGUAAUGAAGACGCAGUCAGGUUUGAAUGUUCUCAACGGUUCCUUCAGGCAUCAUGACGAAGUGGCUUGGCUGGUCACCCCUAAAUACCUACUGAUCUCCACUCGCUCCAGGAAGAGUGAAGGCUGCAGAGACACAUGGAUGAUAUCUUACUUGAAAUAAGUGCUAUAUGACAUGAAGGAGAGCGAGCUGCCGGUGGUGGAAAUACCCUCUGAUUUCAAGAAAUCUUUUGCACUUUGCACCUGCUCUCUCUGGAAGAAAGUCAGCACUGCUUGAGGAGGAGCGCGUGCCGUGAGCUUGACUUACUUGGAGGCCUGGCCCACCAAGAGCAGAAAGUGUCUGAGGAACUUGGUCCUCCAAGGAGAUUGUGGGUGUCAUGAGACUGUGGGAAAGCAUUCAUGUAAAACAGUGGGAGUGGGAGCCUGUGGGUCAGGGGACACAAGGGUAUCUGGUCUUGGCUAGCAAGGACGAGAACAGCAGGCAAAGCCACCCACGGCAGUGUGAUGGGGAGCACUGUUUGAGGGAGCUGACGUGCAGGUGCUUCGGAGGCUGACCAGGGUUCCCUCUGAGGGAAGGGAAUGGUCCCCCACUUGGGGGUGGUCCAGAAGAGGGUCUGUGGGUGCCUGGGCUGCAGAGGGGCUGGGCAGUGUGGUGCAGCUGCCCUCCCAUAGUGCUGAUCCUGCUCUGGGCCUCCUCCAGUGCCCCGCUCCCUGCCCCUCCUGCCCACGGGCGGUGCCCGUUUCUGAGGGGCCCAGCCAACUCUGUCACGAGCUUUAAUAACAGUACAUUAUGAGGAGAAACAGGAGGAUGCUGUGCUUUUAUAUUUAUAUAAAUAUAUACACGUGUAUUUAUAUAUAUAUAAAAAAAGAAUCUGUACCUAAUACCUGGAUUUUUCAGGUUCACAGAAAGAAAACUUGUUUGAAAGGAUCUCAGCAAAAUGGACCUUUUUUUCUCAUUCCCUGAGCUAUUUUUUUUAUUAUUUUUCUUAUCCAUUGUGGCAUAUGGUGGUCACGAGCUGACCAAGAUUCUUCUUUGUACUGCAUUUGUUAAUUUUUGUUUUCCGAGUGAAUUUGUCACCUCAGAUGCUUUGUGGGAGAAGCUAAUGUGCUGUGUUGGCUUUUUUUCUGUUGUGAAGGUGGGGGGAAAAAAAGGAAAAAUGUGAACAUGGAGCUUCGUAUGCUAGAGAUGGCAAUUUUCCUUGCUGGGUAGUUUGUGCACUGUGGUGCCAAACUGGAAUUUCCAGACCAUGGCAUUGGUGUCCAAGGGAACGAGGAGUUGCAUUUGCUAUAGCAAUAUGCUCCCUAAAACAAUCUGUGUUCCAGUGUUGACUGAACUUUGUUUGUUUGCAUUAGUCUAUUUUUAAAUUUAAAUUUAUUCUUAAUAAUUUAAACCAAUAUUUAAUGUUCAGGUUUAUGUGCUGUGCACACAGGAAUGCUGCAAAGCAGCUCUCCUUGAAGCCCUUCUCUUUUCUAGAAUAAACAAUGCUGUGAAACUUCACAGAGAGGAUGAAUUGGCUUGAAUUGGAGUGUGUGAACAUGCGCAGGUGUGUCUAUGUUUAUCUACACAGCAGCAGAGAAUAAUAUACCUUAACUGGCUAAGCUACCCUGGCUAAGCUGUGCUCAGUAUCAGCUUUUUGCUGCCUUUACACUUUUCCUCUCACUGGAAGCUAAUUAAGUCUCACGUACUUCUGCUGUCAGCACACUGAGAGGUGAGUCUGCAGGCAGGGGAUGUCCUGGCUCGUGCAAAAAUGCUCUGGCCAGGUCCCUGGAAGUGAUUUCUGUCCCAGAGGAAGGCAAGAUGGGCACAAGGAUGCUAAGGGCAAUCUGGAGGGAGGGCUGGAUGUUCUGGUGUCCCAGUUGAUUUGUGCUGUUUCAACAAAAUGUCUUUUAAUGUGUAAUUGUAUGUGGGCAGAAAGAGUGUUGUAAAUAUUAGGUACAGUUUUUGUCUCCCCUGGAGAUUUCCUGGUCAUCUUUCAUUGGUUCACUUUGGUUUCUCUUCACAGUCGUUGGAAACAGUUUGAUCCCCUCUUGAUAUUUAUUCAGUCCUAGGUUUUUGAGCUUUUUUUUUUUUUUUUUAAUCUGAAUAUUGUUGUAGGCCAAGCUUAGAGGAUGCAGGUCUUCCAGAAACUUGAUGGUUUGAAUCUGUUCCUGGUCUAGCUCUUUGAACCCACCAUCUAUAUCCCUAUUAAUCAUACAAGGUUUGGGCUGUGUACAGAAUGAUAUAUUUUGAUGUUCUUUAAUUACUUUCCUUUAAAGGCCCAUAAAUUACAUAUACUGGUUUUUGAUUACCAGGAUUUUGUUGCCAGUGCAUCCAGAUGUAUGCAUGUGUGUGCAUACAUGUAAAUACACAAAAACAUGCUAUCUCAGCUUGUCCAAAUGAGAAGAAUACCAGUGUAGUCGGUGCUUGAAGAGAUACUCAGAGGAGUUGGGUCUGUGGUGUUGAAAAUCUGACACAAAAACAGCAGUAGUUGCUCUGGGCGUGGACAGGCAUGUGGCUCAGCAAGCAGCUCUGCCCACUGAUGAAGUUGUUGUGUGGGACCUCCCCUUCACCCCAGCUAUGCAUCCCAGCAGGUCACCCCACACACAGGCUUGCUACUGGAGGUGCUCUUGUGAGGGUUUUUCUGACCUGUUUCCGUCAAAAUGAACCCAAUUAAUCCAUUUCCACAGUUGUUCUGGCUGAUGCAACUCACUUGGACUGAAAUACAAGAGCCUCUGUCAGCAAAUUGAAGGCACAGUCACUCCUGCUGGCUUGCACUCAUUAUUUCAGACUGAUAGCAGCUGCCACUUCCCCCAGCCCAGCUGCAUCCAGGGGAAGAUGCAUGGCCAGGACCUAACUGCUUUAUACCAGCAUCUCUUUUCCAGGCACCUUGCUACAGUACGCUCAGCAAUAAGCAUUUAUUCUUUCUAGGAGAAAACAACUGAAAAAGGCUUAGCCUCUCUCUCUCUCCCUCUCCCUCUUCCUCUCCCUCUCCCUCUCUCUCUCUCUCUCUCUCUCUCUAUAUAUAUAUAUAUAUAAUAUUUAAUCUUAAGGGACUUUUACUAAAUGCUGUGCUUAACUCCUGAAAGUCUAAAAAUCUCUUUGAAUUAGAUAACACCAUCUUGCAGGUUAUUAGUCCACAAAGCAACUUAGUGCCUUAGGCUAUUAUAAAUAGUACAGUUCAAUUUUCAAACCAUCAAAGUGCAUAAAGCAGUGACAGUCCAAGCCAUCCUCACUGUGUCUGUCACAGACAGUCAGCUCUUCUGGAGAGGUACUUCACAAGCUGUCCUUCAGCUUACUAGAGUGGAGUCUGUCCAGCAGGGAGAGGGCAUCUCCUCACAUUUUGUAGAGCUGGGUCCCGCCCCUGCAGCUCCAGGACUUUGACGAAGCUAAAUGGCCCUAAGACACAGGGAAGAGUUGCCCCGUUUCCUACACGGCACCGCAGCUUGUGUAUAUGGAGAGGUGUGGGAGAUGCUGCUCAAAGGGAGGGCUGCCCUCACCCUGAGUCCCUCAUGAAUUUUUACUUGUUUAAAAUCUGAUUAUUUUUUUUCCAGCAAGUUUUAACAGCAGAUAGCAUUUAUAAAGCCCGACUUUUUCAUCAGAACACAAAUAGCCCCACAGACACUUUGUAAUCAAUCUCUGCAUCUGAAAGAAAAAAAAAAAGCCAUCUGACAAUAGAUUCUGGUUUUCAUCUGAAGAAAACCGGCUUCAACAGAUACCCAGUCCCUGUCCCGGGGCAUGGGGCUGACCCAGGCAUGGGGUACUGGGAGGAUGGAUCAGUGCGUGUCGCGCUUCCCCAAAGCACAGAUCACGUGUCCCUGUGCUUCACCUAGCACUGCGUGCAGCACCAAGGCUGUUUUCAGCUGGACUUAUGGCUGAACAAUUUUCAGACUGAGUUUGAAAUGUAUAAUAAAUCUGUUGGCCUAAAGGGUAGAUCAGACUCUAUUAGGAAUCAAUGUGUGAAUCUUUAAGGCACAGAGAAAGGACAAAAAAUCUGUUUGCCUGCGUAGUGCUGUGCCCCAGCACAAGGACUGAAAACUCGUACCGGGCACUGGUACAGCUCAGUAAAGGCAGUUGCUGUGUCUAUGACAUGAGUUAUGGUCAGGCUCAGAUCAUCCCCUAAACCACUCCUGUGUGCAGUUUCGCGUGCCACAAGGGUUUCUUAUGCCACCGGUCCCCAGAGCUGCAGCCAGUGCAUGCCAGUGCUGAGGCUAAAAAAAGCCAGUCACUCUCUCUUGACCUUAGCUGCUUUCUGUGCUUUCCAACCUCCCUUAUCCAGGUCACGGUGGGGCAAAGCAAAUGUGUCCGAACAAGCAGCUGGGGACAGCAGCAAGGCAGCAGCGUCUUCUCUGAUGGCAGCGCUGUCAGCACGCUGCUGAGUCGCAGCUCGGGUGCCACCCGCCUCCCUCUGCAUUAUGCUGAGCCAGGUUCAGGUGCCCCCGAUGUUGGGGCAAUGCACAGCUGGGUUUUUGUAGGGAAGCGGGUUACCUAAGCCAGGCUGUGCACGCAGAGGAGGAAGGCCAACCAAGGCUUCAAAGUUCACCAUGAGUUCAAGUAAACUGCCAGUAACCGGGAGGUGUGGGCUUACAGAUGGCAUGCCAUGGGGUGAUGGUGCUGACUGUGUGUAUUUUGGCCACCAGUGAGCUUGUAAAGAAGAUAGGAAAAAUCCUGGCAUUUGUCUUUAAAUAAUCCAUUAUUACAGAGGAAAUUCCCAAUUUUCUGGAGUGUGAUGGCACUCUAGAUCCCUCGCAGGAGGAAGGCAGACAAACAUGGAAGGUAAAAUGGAUUACUGCAGCAGAAAAGGAGGUAUCUUAGCUUCCACAACAAAACAAUUUUCAUUCCUCUUUUUUUUUUUUUUUUGAAGCUGUAUAUUAAGGUGUUUGUAGAAAAAUUGCCAAAGCAGACAAUUAGAAGCAAAAUUCCCUCUCUGAACAUCUGCAGACUGCUCCUUUAAACAGGAGCCAAGUGAGAUCCAGGGUCACGUAUCUGAAUCCUAAAAGACAGACACACAGCACAACUGGCCAACCAGCACAGAGAUCCUUUAGAUUAAAAUAAAAAGAUUUAAAAUAAUGCUAAUCAGGUGUUUUUAUACAGUUCAUAACAAAGGAAAAUGUGCAAGCCCAUUUUUCUUUCUCCUUUUGAAGUACACAUCAAUAUCCUAUAGAAGUGUGUACCCUUACAUGCCAGCCGACCCUGCUCCUACAGCUCCACGCUGCCCCAAGGUGUUGGGGUUUGGCUGCCCCCUCCACAUCUGCCCACAACAGGCACAAGUAACAAUCACACAUCCCCUCGGAUCCCGACAGCAAAACUUUGUGUAUUUUUACUCAGAAAAUGAAGGUAAAAGUAAGGCUCUUGCUCUGUACAUAACUAAAAUCCUCAGCGUUUAGGUGAAGUGUGGGUGGAAGCCUAUGCAGAACAAGAAUGGUAUGGAGAAAAUAAAGUCAUGUUUGUUCUUAGAGACAAAUUUUAGCCAAAACCAGUUCAUGAGUUUUGUGAGCCUCGGCCUAGCAUCUCCAUGUGCAAGUGGGUGACAACACAUGCAAGUCAGCCAGCUAACCAGGCAUCUAAUCAUGCAUAUAAGUGCUGGCUUGCGUGUGUAGGUGUUUUGCAGCCUAAAGUUCAGAGUUUCAGAAUUGGGAGUGUUGUAUCCACCUGCGUUGUGCUAACCACAAUGUUCAGUGUUGAACUGUACAACCACACAUUCUUGCGCAGGUAUAAGCGGUUGCAGAUUCAGUUUGUGCUCCACUGUUUCCUAAAUGGAUAUGAUGGUCAUAAUUUUCAGACAUCAUAGACUGAAAGACAAAUGGAGAAAAUGUAUGCCUUCUGGAUAAAGGGGAAUUUUGAAAGGGGAGUCUAGAAAUAAGCAUUUGGAAGUAUAGAAAAUGAAAACCAAUUGCUAAAAGAUUGUUUCUGAUUUGUUCCUUGUAGCCAAAUCUUUUGUUCCUUGUAGCCAAAUCUUGCCUCCCUUAUUCUUGUUGUAUUUGUACCUUAUUCUGUACGUGGCUCUGGCGCAACCCAGGGCCAGCUCAGAGCAGGGUCCUCCUUGUGUCACAGCGGUGGAGUCUGGGCAUUAGGUGAUGACGUGUGCAAGGGGUUUACUUGGGCAGUAUUAAAUGAAUCUGUCAAAAUACGAACCAUGAUCUAGCACUUUGUUUACAGGCUCCAUAUUCAUGUUUACAAUGAUUUCUGAGGCUCACGCUUUUUACGUUUCCUGUAUGAAAAGGGCAGCCGGUGUACAGAUAUUUAUUAUGUUUACCAGCGUUUCCGAAUAGAUUUUUUUUAUAGUACAUGGUUUUAUGAAGUGUAAUAUUUUUAUAGCAGAACGACGAUCUUUGGACUUUCUAUAUUGUUACAUAUGACUGUUUGCAAAUAAGCUCUUUGCUCCCCUUUCUCUGUGCACUGUGUCCCGUGUUGCUGCUGCUACUGCUGCUGGCCUCAGCUGCUGCUGCCCCGCGGUGCUGUGGGCUGACGGUGUUGUGAAACUGUGCGAGCUGACUGCCAGGAGCUGUGACUGUGCUGAAGGGCUGGCUGCCUGCUGGGAUCCCAGCAGGAGGAUGGGGAGCUGUGCUGUACCAGGGCAAGGGCUGGCUGCGGGUGGCCUCGAGGGGAAGCCUCAGUGCUCACCUUUGUCUGUACUGUACCGUUCUGGCUUGGCAUGCCCGUCCUUUCCUUUCUUU